CGCGAAGUGGAUUUUGAUCCGUUUGAAGCGCCAGAGUUGUAUUGGGCACAUAAAGCUAUUGUUGAGGCCUCAGAUCUGUUUGUUUACAACUACUUGCCUUUCCAAGAUCACAGCGAAAGUGAUUUAAUUCACCGGAUUUGGGAGUUUGUAGAAAAAUGUUUUGACGGCUCCAGUCUCAAGGUUCAAAGUGGUGAGAAAGGCAGUACAGCUUCUGGAGAGCGAAGAAAUGCGACCCGUGGAUCGAGCAUUAGUUCCACUGGUCAACUAGCGCACAAGUGCAUGGGCACAAGGGUAGAUAUGCGCUUCUCGUCGAAUGGUCGCGAAUACGGAUGCACAGAAGCCGGGUUGUCAAAUGACAUUAACAGCACUAAGACGAUCCAAGAAGGAAGAAUGAAGCUGCCUCACACCAUGAAAGAUAUGUUUGUGCAUCUCGUCGCUGAAGCCCCAUCUGCGAUUCGCAAUAUCAAGGUAGUGGCUUCUUGA
This is a messenger RNA of Zychaea mexicana, 483 nucleotides long. RefSeq lists its product as uncharacterized. The annotation marks the transcript as partial. The transcript is spliced from 2 exons. NCBI's taxonomy places the organism in Eukaryota, Fungi, Mucoromycota, Mucoromycetes, Mucorales, Lichtheimiaceae. The record is from RefSeq and is a predicted model, not a curated record.